Molecule: messenger RNA, 2079 nt
Organism: Eurytemora carolleeae
Lineage: Eukaryota; Metazoa; Arthropoda; Copepoda; Calanoida; Temoridae
Gene: Kat60
Product: katanin p60 ATPase-containing subunit A-like 1
Exons: 2
Coding region: 31-1575 (514 amino acids)
Biological process (GO): microtubule severing
Cellular component (GO): microtubule cytoskeleton
Molecular function (GO): ATP binding; microtubule binding; ATP hydrolysis activity
Source: RefSeq, a predicted model, not a curated record
UUUUUAAGCUUUUAUUUCCAGAGCUGAAAAAUGGCGAUCAGUGUGAGUGAUAUCUGUGAUAAUACAAAACUAGCCCGGGAGAUGUCUCUACUAGGCAACUAUGAGACAGCUAGUGUGUACUACCAGGGAGUUGUACAGCAAAUACACCGGCUGCUGGGAAGUAUAGAGGACCCUGUACGGAAAAUGAAGUGGCAGCAGAUCCAGGGAGAAGUAGCACAGGAGUAUGAUGUUAUUAAAACCAUCAUGCAGACCCUUAAUAUGUUCAAGGGAGGGCAUCAUGAUAGUCAACAUGUGGGAGUCAGAUCUCAUACAUCGUUUGAAGAACCAACCCGGGAUCCUGAUGUAUGGCCUGCUCCACCCCCUCGAGAUCCUGCUGCCUGGGAUCCUCCAACGCAUGUGGAGAUGCGUGGACCUCCAGCAGUUAAACCAGUUCGAGGAUCCAGGAAGAGUGAACCUAAUAUCCGAGGUUUAGGACCUGGAGGUCGAACUAUAAAGAGUACUGGGGGAGCUGCCUCUGGAAAACGAGGAACUGGGAAGGAGAAGGAGGUGAGGAAGGGGGGUAAGACUGAUGGAGGAAGGAAAGGAGGGAAGGGAAAGGAGGAUAAAGAGGAGAAGGAUGAGGGACCAGAGGAGUCGGACCAACCUAAGUUUGAUGGUACUGGAUACGACGGAGAUCUUGUUGAUAUGCUAGAGCGGGAUAUCGUCCAGAAGGAUCCCAACAUUCACUGGGACGAUAUUGCCGAUCUUCAGGAGGCUAAACGUUUACUCGAGGAGGCGGUGGUGCUCCCAAUGUGGAUGCCAGACUUCUUUAAGGGUAUAAGACGACCCUGGCGAGGAGUUUUGAUGGUUGGACCCCCUGGCACUGGGAAGACCAUGUUGGCUAAGGCCGUGGCGACAGAAUGCGGAACAACCUUCUUCAACGUCUCCUCCUCAACUCUUACCAGCAAGUACAGGGGAGAGAGUGAGAAGUUGGUCCGACUUCUCUUUGAAAUGGCGCGAUUCUAUGCUCCCAGCACAAUAUUCAUUGACGAGAUUGACUCACUGUGCUCACGGCGUGGUUCUGAGAGUGAGCAUGAAGCGAGUAGACGAGUUAAAUCCGAACUGCUCGUCCAAAUGGACGGAAUGUCGAGCAUAUCGGACGAGCCAGGACGGGUCGUCAUGGUUCUAGCAGCUACUAACUUCCCAUGGGACAUCGACGAGGCACUCCGAAGACGACUAGAGAAGAGAAUCUACAUCCCGCUUCCAACCCUAGAGGGUAGAGAGGCACUGCUCAAGAUUAAUCUCCGGGAGGUGAAGACUGUUGAUGGUCUCGACCUGAAGAGUAUUGCUAGGAAGCUGGACGGAUACAGUGGGGCGGAUAUCACCAAUGUAUGCCGAGAUGCUUCCAUGAUGUCGAUGAGGAGAAAGAUUGCCGGCCUUAAACCUUCAGAGAUCAGAAACCUAGGACGAGAGGAGUUGGAUCUACCCGUCACCAAGGAGGAUUUUGUUGAAGCUGUUACGAAGUGUAACAAGUCAGUGUCCAAGGAGGACUUGGACAAGUACGAGAGGUGGAUGGAGGAGUUUGGUUCCUCGUAAUCUUGGAAACAAAUUUGUAAGAAAAUCCACGAAACUCCCAAGAUUUAUUAUUGAGCAGUAUUUAUGGCUUGCCAUAUAAAUAGGCUCUAGAGUCUAGAAUUAAUGUAAUUCAAAUAUAAAGAUAUAUUAUUUCUAUAAUUCUAAGAAAAAAUACUAAAUUUAUAAUCUAUUUUUAUUAAAAAAUGUAGUUAGCACGUGAUAAACAUUUUAAACAAAAUCAACUUAUUUUAAAGCCGCAUUUUAUUAACAUACUGAUGGGGGUUCCAUGUCGGGUUCCUUUUCAGAUCUUAUAAUUAUUAUUAUUAUAUUCAAAAUUGAAACAAUUAGUUAGUCACUAAUAAGACUUAGUAUAGAAGUAAAUCAUUAAUGCUUAACCAACCUUUUGAAGUUUUUUUUUGUAAUGAGAAGAAAAGUUCAUGUUUAUUGUCCAAUGUGAUACAACUCAACCUGUACUGAUCGAAAAUAAAAGUGACUUCUAUAAUAGUUUUAAGAUUUAUAUAUUAG